AGACUCCCAAGCCCCGCCUCCCCCUCUCAGUUCAAAAUGGCGGCGGCUGUGGAAGACAUGGGGUCUGACUGAGGAGGCGGCCGGGGUUCCCCCUGUGCUGUCCCUACUGGGUUUAGGGGGCUGGGGACAGCGGCGUGGGGCUGGUGGUGAGUUGUUUUGGUAAGCAGACAUUUGGACAGCAAAAUGACCUCCAUUAUCAAGUUGACUACGCUCUCAGGGGUGCAGGAGGAAUCUGCUCUCUGCUAUCUGCUGCAGGUAGACGAGUUUCGUUUUUUAUUGGACUGUGGCUGGGAUGAGAAUUUUUCAAUGGAUAUCAUCGAUUCUCUAAGGAAAUAUGUACACCAGGUUGAUGCAGUGCUACUUUCUCACCCUGAUCCUCUACAUCUUGGUGCUCUCCCAUAUGCAGUUGGAAAAAUGGGUUUAAAUUGUGCUAUUUAUGCAACCAUUCCUGUGUAUAAAAUGGGACAAAUGUUUAUGUAUGAUCUCUAUCAGUCUCGCCACAAUACAGAAGAUUUCACUCUCUUUACAUUGGAUGAUGUAGAUGCAGCUUUUGAUAAAAUACAGCAGCUCAAGUUCUCUCAGAUUGUGAACUUGAAAGGGAAAGGGCAUGGUCUUUCUAUUACACCACUGCCGGCUGGUCACAUGAUAGGAGGCACAAUUUGGAAGAUUGUCAAAGAUGGAGAAGAAGAAAUUGUUUAUGCUGUUGACUUCAACCACAAGAGGGAGAUCCAUUUAAAUGGAUGUUCUCUGGAAAUGUUGAGCAGGCCUUCGCUGCUUAUCACAGAUUCCUUUAAUGCUACUUAUGUACAACCCAGACGGAAGCAAAGAGAUGAACAACUGUUAACCAAUGUCUUGGAGACUUUGCGAGGUGAUGGAAAUGUGUUAAUAGCCGUGGAUACAGCAGGCAGAGUUCUGGAACUUGCCCAACUUCUUGAUCAGAUUUGGAGAACAAAAGAUGCAGGAUUAGGAGUCUACUCUUUAGCACUUUUAAAUAAUGUCAGCUACAAUGUAGUGGAGUUUUCUAAAUCACAGGUUGAAUGGAUGAGUGACAAACUGAUGAGGUGUUUUGAAGACAAGAGGAACAAUCCAUUUCAAUUCCGCCAUCUCUCAUUAUGUCAUAGUCUUUCUGACCUGGCUCGAGUGCCUAGCCCAAAAGUCGUGCUUGCCAGCCAGCCUGAUUUGGAAUGUGGGUUUUCAAGAGAUCUCUUUAUACAGUGGUGUCAGGAUUCCAAAAACUCUGUCAUUUUAACUUAUAGGACCACACCUGGGACGCUAGCACGAUUUCUUAUAGAUAACCCUUCUGAAAAAGUUAUAGAUAUAGAGUUGAGGAAACGUGUCAAACUUGAAGGGAAGGAACUUGAGGAGUACCUAGAAAAGGAGAAACUAAAGAAAGAAGCAGCUAAAAAGUUAGAACAGUCCAAAGAGGUAGAUAUUGAUUCCAGUGAUGAGAGUGAUGUUGAAGAGGAUAUUGAUCAGCCAUCAGUGCAUAAAACUAAACAUGACUUGAUGAUGAAAGGUGAAGGAAGCCGAAAAGGAAGCUUCUUCAAACAGGCCAAGAAGUCUUAUCCGAUGUUUCCAGCCCCAGAAGAAAGAAUUAAAUGGGAUGAAUACGGGGAGAUUAUCAAGCCUGAGGAUUUCCUAGUUCCAGAGCUUCAAGCAACUGAAGAAGAAAAGAGUAAAUUAGAAUCUGGUCUGACAAAUGGAGAUGAGCCUAUGGACCAAGAUUUAUCAGAUGUUCCUACCAAAUGUAUUUCAGCAACAGAAUCAAUGGAAAUAAAAGCCAGAGUUACAUACAUAGACUAUGAAGGACGCUCAGAUGGUGACUCCAUUAAAAAAAUCAUUAACCAGAUGAAGCCACGACAGUUGAUCAUUGUCCACGGUCCACCUGAGGCCAGCCAGGACCUUUCAGAGUCUUGCAGAGCUUUUGGUGGGAAAGAUAUUAAAGUUUAUAUGCCUAAAUUGCAUGAAACUGUAGAUGCAACCAGUGAGACUCACAUCUAUCAGGUCAGGUUAAAAGAUUCUCUGGUCAGCUCCCUUCAGUUCUGUAAAGCGAAAGAUGCAGAACUAGCUUGGAUAGAUGGUGUCCUGGACAUGCGGGUUUCAAAAGUGGACACCGGAGUCAUUCUGGAAGAAGGAGAACUGAGAGAAGAUGGAGAAGACUUGGAAAUGCAAGUGGAUAUGCCUUCUUCUGACUCCAGUGUUAUAGCACAGCAAAAGGCUAUGAAGAGUUUGUUUGAUGAUGAUGAUAAAGAAGUAUGUGAGGAGAGUGAGAUCAUUCCUACUCUAGAACCACUGCCACCACAUGAGGUUAUUGGACAUCAGUCUGUUUUCAUGAAUGAGCCAAGACUGUCUGAUUUUAAACAAGUUCUUCUGCGAGAAGGAAUUCAAGCUGAAUUUGUAGGAGGGGUGCUUGUGUGCAACAACCUAGUGGCUGUUCGUAGGACUGAAACAGGGCGCAUUGGAUUGGAAGGCUGUCUUUGCCAGGACUUCUAUAGAAUAAGAGAUCUUUUAUACGAGCAAUAUGCCAUUGUCUAAAGGAGAUGCUGUGAAGAUGUCUUUACUUGAACUUUAAAAGAUAGUGGAGAUUUCUACCUUUUUAUUUUUGUGGGUAUCUUUUUGUAAUUUUCUAAUUUCUACAGAGAAUACUGAUUCUUCAGAAAAGUUAGACAUCAAAAUCCAGUAAACUAACCUAAACAGGUAAAUAAUUGCUACCACAGUUCUAUGUAAGACAUCUCUUGGUACAUUCCACAUUGUUGGCUUUCAAACUGUUAAAGAUUAUUGUUGCAAAUACCAUUGGUAUGCUAUAAUUGAGAUUGACAGUUUCCUUUAUGAACUUUCUUCCAAGAAGGAUUUAACUAGUCAUAAACAUACUCUUUGACAUGACAUGGCAUUCCAAGUCUCUGCCUAAGAAUGCAAAUGUAUAAAAAGAAUCAAUUUUCCUAUUUUAAAAAUAUAAGAAAGGGUUGUCUUUGAUUUUUGUGGGGGAGGUUCUUCUACUGAACAGUAGAAGUUUCAGUAAAAAGUUUCUAGGCCAUUGAAAAUUGGCCAAGUGCUUAAUAGUGACUUUCCUGCAAUGGUUAAUAUGCACCCUUGUUAAUACUGUAACUGCUUCAUGCUACUGAUUGAUACAGUACAUCAUAAGAUAUUGUGAAAUAAAAUUUCAGUUUCCUGGGUCAAAAAGCCAGCUUUAAAAUGUUAUAAGGUACUUUAAUACAAAAUGACUGGAAAAACAAAAGUUGUCUGACAGAUCUGCUAACCACAUGUUUUUGCAUUUUCUAGCUACUGUAUAUGUAUAACUUCUAGUUGUUGCAAUCUGUUAUGCCAAUUAUACUUCUCUUUUGAGAAUUUUGAUUUUAAUACUUUCAAGAAAAAAAACACCUGCAUUCUGUAAUUCUUAUAAUAAGCAGUGCACAGUGAGCUAAGUUCAGGAAGGUAUUCUGUCCUUAAGUCUGAAUUCUUCGCUUUGUGGAUUUAUCCCCUUGGUACGAGGUUUCAUACUACUUGUUUUUCCUAUUGCUGGCAGUGGGAUUACAGCCACUGGUACCAAAAUUUGUUAGAUUUUUAGUUGAAUAUGAACAGUCUUGGGUCACUUAACUUCUUACAUUUCUGAAUUGAAAACUGUGAUGGAACACAUGCAGAGCACUGGUCUAUUCAUGAGAAAUUACUUUUUUAUUCUCGACCUUCGGUUUUAACCAGUGUUUGAAAUUAUUCUUUGUUUAUUACGACGACGGUGUCUUAAACUUGUUCAGCCUUCAUUUGUUUAUUUUAAAAAAAAGGCAAACAAAACUUUUAAUGAAAUAUGGGCAAAAACCAGCUCUGUGAGCUGCUGCUGAAGUGAACAUUAGUUUGUUGUUCAUUCUUGACUAUUAGGCAUUUUAUAGCUAUUCUUCAAGUUGUCUGUUUAUAGUGUUUUAAGUUCCUAUUCCAACUUUUAAAGAAAACUGGGAUAAGCAUUCAGAAACUUCUGAUACUAGAUGUAAAAAUGUGUAAUGCAUUCUAAAAUAUGAUUUAGAGGAAAUUUAUGUAUUUUGAUGCACACAAAUUCCUGACUAGAAAUAAUGAGAGAUCUGUAGUACUUGGGGGCUGAACCCAAGUUUCUUCAUUCUCCUCUCCUUGCUUACCACCACUUCAUGGAAUUUGGAGGAAAUACCAUGAAGGAAUUUUAAGUAAGUAGGCUUUUUUUAUGGGAAAGAAAUGUAGGACCACGCCUUUUAAUAUAAAAUGUAAUGAAGAUUUCUAUAAUCAUCAGUCCCCAUAACCUAAGUUGAGGUUUACCUUGAAGCUAAAUGACUUUCUUGUGGGUGAAAGGCUAAUUUUUAUUCCUUCUGCUUUACCUCAACUCAAAUACACUCUAUCAAAGUUGAAAAUCUACUCCUCCCCCACCCCCUUGGGCAAUAUUGAGAAUUGUUUAAGGCAAAAGAUUCAGGGAAGCCUUUGCAAAUAAGUUUUAACAGCGGGAAGGAGAAUAUGCCCAGUAUUAAACUGGAAUGGAAAGGUUCUUAUGAGAACACUUGAGAGCAAUCCUUUGGUAAAACUAUGCUGGAAAAUUGAGAUGUCUGGUACCCCUGAUCUAAUUGUAAUUGUAGUCAGACACUUCUUCAUUUGAUAUAAACAAGCAAAGAGACAACCCCUUUGGGUCCCAACUGUCAGAAAAGUUCUACCAUAAAACUCAUUGCUACUCUGCUGAAUCAAAAGCACUCUGAUGUAGCAAGGCACAAAAAAGUGUGUGAAUUUUCCAGUUGGGAAAGGAAGCAUUUUGCCUUUGGAGAACAUUUUAAGGUCAGGCAUAAGUUUUUGGGUUUUUUUUUUUUUUUUUAAAGGUUUUUCAGUAAGAUUCAAGAUAGAAGCAGCUAGAAGCUUGUAUAGUACUUUACACUCCAUGGUUGUUACUGAUAUUUUAUUUUUUAAAAUUUGUUAAAUUAAUUUAAAGCCUUUAUGCAUAGAAAUCUGUUAAAGACAUCUGUCAAGUCAGGAGGAUGAAAUCAGUUUUUUUGUUUUGUUUUGUUUUUUAGUUCAUACGAAGCACCACAAUGUUUGGUUUUUUUCCACCCUUUAAAAAUAAUGGUUGUUGGGGAGGGGUUGGUUUUUCUUUUUAAUUGGAUGGUGAUUUGAGGUAUAGGGCUCAAUCCCCAAAUCAUCUGUGUCACGGAUUACUAUUUAAAUUAAUGGAAGUUCCAAGUGCGCUGUGCACACAGUAAAUGACAUUACUCAUCAAAAUAUUUUAAAAUGUUUAGAAUUUUGUAAACUAUCAGUGUAAGGUAAGUUAUAAAUAUGGAGGUCUAAAGACCUUUUCCUGUGUUACAGAGAAGCUUUCUGGUUGAAAAGACAUCUGAGUUUAAAGAAUAAACAUUUUUGGUUCAAAAGCAAGUGUUCAUCAUUCUGAGGCUCUGUUUUGUAAUAGAAUCUGUAGAAUAGUGACUCCUGAGUCUGGUAUACCCAGAAUUGGGCAAUUAACUGGACCUAACAUCUAGAUAUACUCAUUUUUAGAAAAUGCUGCUUUUUUCUCUCUCUCUGUUUCCAGCAAGGUUGAAUACACCCAUGUAAUAAGUGAAGCUUUUUAUAGAGAAUUUUCUGUGGUGAAGUCUGUUUCCUCAAGGUACAAGGCCCAACUAGACUAAACUUCUUACUUUGUGUGAGAUAAUGGUUGGUACACAUUAUGAAUUAUUGAUGUUUAUCAUAUUGCAUGACCCAUCAUGGCCAAAUUAUGGAAGAGAUAAUUGCAUUCUGCCUGCCUAAAUUCCCCUAAUUUUAUAAGUUACUUUUCACUUCCCUGCCCUAAAAAUUAUUUUGUGUACCAUUGCCUUGUUGUCACAUUGUACUGCAAAGAUGGUUGCAUUUCAGUGGUGGCUUUAGAUGAUCCAGGUCUUUUUGUGUGCAACACUUUGAUAUUAGUAAACAGUGGGGGGGAAAGAUUUAGAGAAAAAAUAUAUGCAAUAUAUAUAGAUAGAUAGCUAGAUACUGCUGGGGAAUCUUUCCUUUCAAGGGAGCCAGGUUUAGUUCCUGGCAUAUAGUUAGCUGAGUUAACAAAAAUUUGGUUGGUACUCCUCAGGCAGAGCUCCAGGGCUAACAACUAGAUGUGAAUAUUUGUUUAGUGAGGGUAGUUUUGACAUAUCUAGUGAGGAACGGGAGACUGAAAUUUCCAGAUCUACCUCCAAAGCCAAGUGUCCAGUUGUCUUUGAAGAAUGUUCCUAGUGUUGGAAAGAAUUUAGGAAUUAGUGAACAGAAGAUGAGAACUUGUUCCCACUAAAUAAGUCAGCCAUAUUCUUAAAUACUGAGAUUCUUUUAUACUACAAACACUCAUGACAUAGAAAACCUUAAGGAAGAUAUUCUUGUGCUGGUGGGUGGUUCCUAGCAUCUUUCCUCCACUUUUUAUUUCCCCAGAAACAUGCUUAACCCCUAUAAUUAUUCAUUAGCUAUUUUACAUUUGUAUUGUAAAUAUGUAUAUAAUGUAUAUUUAGAUUUGCUACCUAGCAAAAAUGCAGAAGAGGAUAAGUCUUAAAACAGGGGUCCUCAAACUUCAUUGCACUGCGACCUUCUGACAACAAAAAUUACUACACAACCCCAGGAGGGGGGACUGAAGCCUGAUCCAGGGUGAGGGGGCCAAAGCUCAAGCCCCACCACCCGGGGCGGGGGGGUAAAGUGGAAGGCCAAGGGCUUCAGUCCCAGGCUGAUGGGAUAUAAUCUCAACCCUGCUGCCCCGGGCCAAAGCAAGUCUAAGCCAGCCCUGGUAACCCCAUUAAAACAGGGUCGCGACCCACAGUUUGAGAACCGCUGUCUUAAAAAAUGCAUUUUUAAAAAUCCAUGGAUGGAGAUUUGGGGGACUAGAUUUUAAUCCUACUGUGCACCAUCAAACUGUACACUCAUGGACAAUGAUAAUUUGCCACUGUAAUGUUACGUAAAAUAAACUACAGUUGUUUUUCCAAGUGA
This is a messenger RNA of Chrysemys picta bellii (western painted turtle), 6927 nucleotides long. It is a transcript of the gene CPSF2, whose product is annotated as cleavage and polyadenylation specific factor 2. Gene Ontology annotation, biological process: mRNA 3'-end processing by stem-loop binding and cleavage. The record is from RefSeq and is a predicted model, not a curated record. NCBI's taxonomy places the organism in Eukaryota, Metazoa, Chordata, Testudines, Emydidae. Gene Ontology annotation, molecular function: RNA binding. Gene Ontology annotation, cellular component: mRNA cleavage and polyadenylation specificity factor complex.